AUGGCUUCGUCUAGUAUUUUAGUUGAGACUGGUUCUGUGCUGCUGGUUCGCUCUCAAAACAGACCUUAUAUCGAUUCAUUGCUGUUUGAUUAUUUUCCAAACCAAUAUGUCCCUCAAAGUGGGAAAUCGUUGGUUGAAGUUUGCCAGCCAUCUUCCUGUGAAUGCUCUGAAUUUCUUCACCAAAAGUUAAUGCAAUGCGUUCUCCCAAAAACAUUUAGUGGGUUUCACUUGAAUGGUUACAAUACACAUUGUCUUCUUAUUGACUGUGGGGGUCGGUUUUGUCCAUCAAAGUUUGGAGUGUUUGUUCGCAGACAUUUACAAGACGAAAUACCUGCUUUGAAAUUUGAGCACAACCAGUAUGAAGUGUUUUUAGAAGAAAUGUUGUCUAGGGUUCAUAUUAUUCGUGUAUUUACAGAUUGUGAACUCCUUUUGGCUUUUUCUUACUCACGAGAAGUUAUCAAACAGCAUCCAGUUUCUUGUCUUAUGAUUAGUGCGAUGAAUGCUUUUACAUAUUUGGAACGUUUACGCUACAAUUCGUGGAAGAGUCUUGUUAGUCAGCACUCAAUCUUGAUGGGUAUUUUGCUCCGCGUGAUUACCGACUUUCAGCUUCUCUGUAUUAUCAUCAUGAAGUACUCCCCUGAUAUUCAUGUUCUAAAUGAUUCUUUGAGUACUGAUACUGAGAUGUUUCACUCGAAUAACUCAUUAAGCUCUGAAACAAGGAACGAUCAUUGGUCGAAAUAUGUAACUCAUAAAAUCGAAUUAAUUGACUGUGAGCAUUCCUUCGUAUCAUAUAUCAAACAUGAAUCUAGUAUGAAAGUGAUAAAAGACACAAGAGUUUCUUAG
Messenger RNA from Schistosoma guineensis, 843 nucleotides. Lineage: Eukaryota; Metazoa; Platyhelminthes; Trematoda; Strigeidida; Schistosomatidae. The record is from the annotation of a GenBank genome assembly.